Phialemonium atrogriseum is the source of this 2043-nucleotide messenger RNA. RefSeq lists its product as uncharacterized. The coding region runs from base 66 to 2033 and encodes 655 amino acids. The record is from RefSeq and is a predicted model, not a curated record. The transcript is spliced from 2 exons. Lineage: Eukaryota; Fungi; Ascomycota; Sordariomycetes; Cephalothecales; Cephalothecaceae.
CUGAUCGAGGAGAAGCUGCUUCGAGCAAUGAAAGUAGCUCACAGUACAACUCCUACCAGCAGGCCAUGUUCAUGGCACCUACUUGGCUACCGCAAUCCGACAUCACUCCGCUCUCUCAGCUGGACCCGCCUCCGACUCGGGAUUACCUGCCACAGCAAGAAUCUCCAGGGCAACAAGUACAGCUCGAUAGAGUGAUUGGAGGCAUGAGUGGCCUCUCGGGCUUUCCCGAUGCCGAUGUGGCGCAAUGGCAAACAACAUUCCCCUCCGGGAUAUUAUCACCCCUGGAGGAUUUGUUCGUAUCUCCCCUCCUUCCGUGGAAAGGGCCUCCGACGAGAUUCAACAACCCGAGAGGUAAUAAUGUAACCGGUCCACCAGGUCAGACUCAACAGUCCCGCUUCCAAUCCUCCAUUGCCAACUUAUCCAGGCGACAAUCUGCCCCAGCGUCGUCGUCGACAUCAACACCGAUGCCGAUGCCGACACUAAGAGAGUCGGGGAUAGAUGACACUCCGCGGAAGAGGCCAUCUACAAGCGUAGAUCUGGCUACGUUUGACGUGACGGAGCACCAACGGUCUCUCCUCGCCCAGUUCAAUGCGACAUCAAACCCAAUCCCCCUCGUCGCGCCGAUCGACUCGCAGUGGAAAUCGGCAUAUUUGUCUUUGAUGAGCAUGGCCCGUGACUGCUCGUACCUGAUCAAUGCCAUAUGUGCGGUAUCUGAGCUCCACCUAGCAAACUCGCGCCGAGGUUCUGUUGAGCAAGCCUUUGGCUACUAUCAGAGCGCGACUACCAAGGCGGAGGCGAUCCUAGAGAUGGCCAGUAUUCGCGUGGAAGAUUGGACGUUAAAGCAGGCCUUUGCAACACUAUUCCUCCUGAUGCAUGCAGAAAUCAUGGCACAACCCCUUGCAGGCCCUAGGCGAUGGCCAACAACCCAUCUACGAACAGCCUACAGACGCCUAAGGCAACAUAACGAGAAGCUCAAGUCCUGGACAGGCAUCGGUAGUCACAUCCUGUCGUGGAUCCAAAUCAUCGACAACAAGGCAGUCUACGCCGCAGGCAUGGAAAACGAAACGGACCGUCCAUCUCCAGACAUGGACCUCCCAGCCAACCAACCCAGCCCGAACGGAACAAUAGCAGACACCACUUCCGGACAAUGUCCUUCACCAGGCCCUUCCCGCUCAGUGCAUCUCUCCUCCGACACCCCACAAGACCAGCCGAAUCCCCCGGCCCGGGUCCUAGACACCCCCCCACCAGCAGACGAACCCCCUUCCGCAGCAGAGAUAGCCUACGACGCGCUCAACCGCCCGGCCUACCGCUUCUUCUUGCGCUGCCAGGCCUAUAUCCCGCGCAUCAUCUCGCUGGACCGCCACCACCGCCCGCGCGGCACGCUGGACGCCGAAUUCGACGUCCUCCGCGCGGGCCAGCGCCUGCGCGCGGAGCUGCGCGACCUGUGGGCCCGCCGCCCCGCCGGCCUCGACGUGCUUGCCGAUGGGGCCGGGUUGCUUGAGGUGUUGCAUCCGCAGGUUGCGGGGAGGAUCAUGCGGGGGUUUGCGGUUUAUGUGGCGCAUUUUCAUGCCAUUGGGAUAUUGCUGCAUCGGGUGGCGUUUAUACAUUACCCGGCUACUGAGGAGGUUAGAAGGGCGAUUAAGGAGAUUUUGAGGUUGGCUAGGAACCAGAUUGUGGGAGGAGCGGGGGAUGAUGACCAGAAUGGGGGUUGCGCGUCCGGGUUGCAGGGACCGUCUCAGGAUGGUUGGGAACCUGGUGAUGGCGCUUCAGGUCCGACUGCGCCUCCUCCUGUGGGCCUGUCGCCGGGCAUCCCCUGGCUUUGGCCUCUAUUUAUGUGUGGGUUGGAAUGCAGCCUCGAGGAGCGAGAGUGGGUGUUGGACCGGAUGCAUGGUAUGAAGGGGUCGGUGAAUGCCGAACGUACGGCGAUUCUUCUGUCCGAGGUCACCAAGAGACAAGACGAGCGGGACGAGAGAGUCGACCAGAGGACCGUGAGGCAGGAUAUAUUUGACGAUGACUUCAGCGUUGUGUACUAAUUAGUCAGAU